Erpetoichthys calabaricus (reedfish) is the source of this 3705-nucleotide messenger RNA. Its product is annotated as tripartite motif-containing protein 16-like. The record is from RefSeq and is a predicted model, not a curated record. The coding region runs from base 56 to 1747 and encodes 563 amino acids. Gene Ontology annotation, molecular function: protein binding; zinc ion binding. Lineage: Eukaryota; Metazoa; Chordata; Cladistia; Polypteriformes; Polypteridae. The transcript is spliced from 7 exons.
UCACUUCCUUGUUCCUCUGACUGAUUCUCUCUGCCUGCCUCUCCUCAGACUGACGAUGGCUGAAGCCCCGCUGUGUGGAUUACAGGACGAGAUCACCUGCUCGUUGUGUCUGGACACCCUGACUGACCCCGUCACCAUCCCCUGUGGACAUAAUUUCUGUCUGAAGUGCCUCACGGACUGCUGGGAUCAGAGCCAAGUGUGCAGCUGUCCUCAAUGCAGAGAAAACUUCACCACGAGGCCUGCUCUGCGAAGAAAUAAUCUGCUGAAUGAAGUCAUCAAGAAAUUAAAGAAUUCAACAAUUAGUCCUCCUCUUCCUCCUACUCCUCCAUCUGAGAAUUAUGCUGGCCCUGGAGACGUGGAGUGUGACUUCUGUACUGGUAAGAAGUUCAGAGCUGUGAAGUCCUGUCUCACCUGCAUAGCCUCCUACUGUCAGACUCACCUGCAGCCUCAUUAUGAAGGAGACGCCCUGAAGCACCACAAGUUGGUUGAUCCUGAUAGAAAUCUGAAGGAGAAACUCUGUGAGAAACAUCAGAAAAGUCUGGAGAUGUUUUGCAAAACUGAUCAGAUGUGUAUUUGCAUGAAGUGUGGAGUGACUGAACAUAACGGGCAUAAAAUGGUUGAGCUGGAGACGGAAAGAGAAGAAAAGCAGAGACAGCUGGGGGCGACACUGAGUGACAUCAAGAGGAGACUUGAGGAGAGAGAGAAGACACUGAAGGAGACAAGGAGGACGAUUGACGAGAUGAAGAUGUCUGUGAUAAGAGAGGUGGAAGAAAAUGAGAAGAGCUUCAAUGCUCUGAUACGGUGCAUUGAGGAAGCCCACAGGAAAUUGACUGAGAGGAUCAGAGAACAAGAAAAGAGAGAAAUGGAGAAGGCUGAAGGAGUCAUGGAGCAACUGAAGAAGGAGAUUGAAGAGCUGAAGAGGAGAGAAGCUGAGAUGAAGGAGCUUUCAGAGACCAAGGACCAUCUCCACUUCCUGCAGACUUUCUCAUCUCGCUGUGUCCUUCCUGCUGAUGGAGACUCUCUGAGCUUCACUGUCACCUCUGAUUUCUCAUCUGAGGACCUGAGAAAGGAGCUGUCUGGUCUGACAAAGAGUCUAGAGAAGAUCAGCCGGUGGGUCAUCAUGACAAGGACUCCAUCAGCUCAUGAAGCUCCAGUUUUCACCCUCCAGCCUCCUGAACCUCAGAGCAGAGACGACUUUUUAAAAUACUUCUGUCCCCUCACACUGGACAUCAACACGGCAAACAGAGCCCUCUGUCUGUCUGAAGGGAACAAGAAGGUGACACGUGAGAGGACAGAGACUGAAUAUCCUGAUCAUCCUGAGAGAUUUGGCUAUUGGGCUCAAUUUCUGUGCAGAGAGGCUCUGACUGGGACUCGCUGUUACUGGGAGGUGGAGUGCAGUGGAGACUUCAUGAGGAUUGGAGUCGCAUAUAAAGGACUGAGAAGGAAAGGAGAGAGCAUGGAGUGCAGCCUUGGAAACAACGAGAAGUCCUGGUGUUUGCAGUGGUAUCAAUCCCAGUACUCUGUGUGUCACAAUAACAAAUGGACUGUAAUCAGCGCCCCCUACAGCCCCAGAAUAGGUGUGUAUCUGGACUGGCCUGCUAGCUCUCUGUCAUUUCGUAGCGUCUCACACACAAUGACCCUCCUGCACAGGUUCAACACCUCCUUCACUGAGCCACUCUAUCCUGGGUUUUAUCUUUAUCUUCACUCCAGUGUAACAAUCAGCCAUCUGACACCAUGUGACCACUGACCAGUACCCUCCACCGGUAACUUGAUGUCCCCACAAACUCAGGUGUCUUUGUGUUUACAGUUUGAGGUCAAAAUUAAUUUUACACUAUAGGUGGGGGGGGCAGCACCUCUGUGAGUGAAUUUGUGGAUGAGAAUGAAUGACACCUCAGACCUAUAAAUACCAGUCUGACCAGCAGGGGUCACUGUUGAUUCACAGCCACAUGUCCUUCAGGCUGACACCCCACCUGCUGUGUCCUCUGAGUGUCACUUAAUGUCACCUGUCAGGCAGUCUAUAUAGCGCCUUUCAAUAGUGCUGCUCCAGCAGGACCACAUGCCUGGCUCAGUAUCCAGAGCCUCAUUCCAGUGACUAUUUAGGAGCACAGAGUGACAGAAGUGACUGGAGUGCUGGCCUCUGAACAGACAUUGUCUGCCCCUCUAUUAGUUACUCUGGUGGUCUGUCACCUCUGAAUGAAUUCACUGUGAAUGUCUAAAGACGAGGACUCACCGCUCAGUCACAUGUCGGCCAUAAUGAUGGAGUUUGGUGUUUUACUGAGUCACUUGGUGUCACGUUAGACAUUAGACUGCACCUCCCCCUUGUUGUUCCCACUGUCACCCAACAUCAAGGAGAUGAGUCAGCUGACUGACUUCACCGUCACUGUCGGUGUUCAAAGUGACAAUCAGAUGUGACACUUGGGGACACUUUUAUCUUUCCACUAACACACACAUUCCCAGGAUUAAUUUACAAUUCCCUCAGGAUCCCUCAAGGAUCGGCAUGUCAGCUGACAUCAGUCUGUGUGAAGAAGCCAAUGAAGGCCCAGGCUGACAGCCCCCCAACUGUGUAUUACAGGCCUCACCAGCCAAUGGCGACUAUGACUUCUAAAUCUGUCAUCUUCAUGGAGCCUGAGGGGUUAAAAGGAAGAGGAGAAGGUGAAUAAAGAGUGAGGGGUGAGGAUGAUAGAGAAGAGUGUCAGGGUGAUAAAGGGUGAGAUGAGUGACCUGAGACAGAGUGAGUCAGACGAGUGUGUCACUUGUGUGUUUGUCAGUUUUGUUCCUCCCUCCUGAUUUUCUCCUCUUUGACUCAUCACACGCUGAUGGCCGUCCUGUGAUCACAGAUUGUAUUCCUCGUUGAUCAAAUCCGUAUCUCUAUCUGUGACUGACGUCUGAUUCUUUAAGCACUCGCUCAUCAGACAGGUUGUCACCCGAUGAGCUCUUCACUGCUGACCUAAGCCCUGCUGCCCUCUUCUCUCUCCUGUCACCUCGGCCAUUGCUUCAGUCCCCGCUGUGUCACCUCAUAAAGCCACUGGUCUGUCUGGUCACUCAGGUCCUUGUCACAGCUGCACACUGGCAGUCGUUCAAACUCUACAGGCUGACAGCCAUGUUGUCCUGUCGUCUGAUGCUUGUGUUGGUUGAGGACGUCUCCUGCUGACCUUGGUGGCUUUUAGAGCUCAGGAUUAAUGAAAUGGAAAUGUCAGUCAGCAGUGUGGGCAGGUGGGCACAUUCAGGGCAAAAUGUCAUUUAAAAGUCGAUGAGCACACUGGACACAUCGCCAGUCACUGAUAAUCGACUCCACGUCAGCUCCUGUGGCCCUCAUCAUGUGCUGUCAACUCAGACGCUGGUCAUGUGACUUGCACCUUAGUGACAUUCCUGUGACUUUCAGGGCUGUGACAUCAGCUGAUUCUUCUGGAGCCAAACUGCUCCCUCUUGUGGCCUCUCUGCAUAUUAAACACACGAGAAGUUAGGAUGUGAAGUGUUUGGUGAGAUCUAAAAAAUAUUCAGAAUAUUGACAUCACCUUGAAGGACAGUUUGGUUUAAUAAUAAUUAAUGUGUAAAAGAAUACUUAUUUUAUAUUAAUCUUUAGUUAAUUAUAAUUAUGUGUUACAUUCAUAGAGAUAAAUGGCCUGUUAAUGCUUCACAGUUUGUAAAAUUUGAAUUGCUUAUUAAUCUAAAAAGAUCAAAACACAAAAAAAAAAAAAAAAAUAU